AUGCAAAUGUCGGUCUCUAUCCCUGUGGAUCUGGCCAUGCCUUGGGUUGUUCUCGUGGCCAUGGCGGCCCUCUUAGCUGCCUGGUUCAUCCAUUUUGUCAUUAGAUGGAACACGAGUCCACCAUGCAAAGCAGGGGCAAUGCUGCCGCCGGGGUCCCGGGGUCUCCCCGUCCUCGGGGAGUCGCUCGAGUUCUUCGCCCGGAGCCCAUCGCUCGAGCUGACCCCUUUCUUGAAGCGACGCCUGGAUAGGUAUGGUCCAAUUUUUAGGACAAAUUUGAUCGGUGAAGACCUCAUUGUGUCUCUAGAUCAAGAUUUGAACAACUUGGUGUUCCAAAAAGAGGAGAAGUUGUUCCAAAUAUGGUAUCCAGAGUCGCUCAUGAGAAUCAUGGGAGCUGACUGCAUCAUCGCAACGCUCGGGACUUUCCACAAGCACCUCAGGACUCUGGUACUUCGACUCUUCGGCCCAGAAAACCUCAGGAUGGUUCUGCUCCACGAAAUACAACAGACAGCCCAGGCCAACCUACUCUCCUGGCUCGAUCAUCCUAGUAUCGAAGUGAAAGAGGCAACCUCUAGUAUGAUAUUCAGCAUCACAGCAAAGCGGUUAAUCAGCUAUGACUCCUCAAGCUCGGACGGGAAGCUGUGGAAGCAAUUUGAUGCAUUUCUUCAAGGACUACUAGCAUUUCCACUUUACAUUCCUGGCACAGCAUUCUACAAAUGUAUGCAGGGCCGGAAGAAUGUCAUGAAGAUCUUGAAAGAAUUGCUCAACGAGAGGAAGAAGGCAACAUGUUGGGAGAGUGUUGACUUUAUCGAUAUCUUGAUCAAUGAUUUGAAGGAGAAGAAGACUUUAAUGAAUGAGAAAAUUGCAUUGGAUUUGCUCUUCUUAUUGUUGUUCGCGGGCUUUGAAACUACGUCAUCUGGGAUAACUGCUACACUCAAGUUUCUAUCCAGUGAUCCCAAGGCCCUUCAAGAAUUAAAAGAGGAGCAGAACAACAUCAGGAAAAGAAGGGCCAACCCUGACUCUGAAAUCACAUGGGAGGAAUACAAGUCCAUGAAAUUUACAUCUCAUGUCAUACAUGAAGCAUUAAGGCUAGCUAACAUCGCUCCCGUAAUGUUUAGAAAAGCAACAGAUGAAGUUCAUAUAAAAGGUUACACUAUCCCAAAAGGAUCAAAGAUCAUGGUAAAUCCUUCUAGCAUUCAUCUCGAUCCUACUAUUUACAAGGAUCCCAAUGCAUUCAAUCCUUGGAGGUGGAAGAUGAUAUUUUAUCAUAACGAUACAACUGAACCCGUGGGUGGCUCCUCAAAAGAGUUCAUGGCCUUUGGAGGAGGGCUACGGUUAUGUGUUGGUGCCGACUUUGCCAAGCUACAAAUGGCUAUCUUCCUACAUUGCUUAGUUACUAAAUACAGUUGGAAAGUGAUCAAGGGAGGAACCAUGGUACUUUCUCCUGGACUACAGUUUCCUUGUGGUUUUCACAUACAACUUCUCCCAAAGUCGUGA
This is a messenger RNA of Triticum turgidum subsp. durum (durum wheat), 1494 nucleotides long. NCBI's taxonomy places the organism in Eukaryota, Viridiplantae, Streptophyta, Magnoliopsida, Poales, Poaceae. The record is from the annotation of a GenBank genome assembly.